AUUAUAGCGGCUCUAGCGGCCAGUUCUUACUUCGGUAUUCCAAGCUACGCUGUCGUUUAAACUGAGAUCGGGUUUCUUAAUUGAAAUUAUUACCUCUGUUCCCAAUUUAUAGUCUUGCGCAAAUCUACCAAUCCAUUGAUCAGACCCUAUAUAAAUCCUACUCCUUAUAAUCAUACAUAAUAAUCAUGGGCGUUUCCACAAAUAACUCCUGCCUCGGCACCAGCUACUCAACAUCCGUCAUCGAAGACAUACCCACCAACAAUACUUUCGCGCUAGUGACAUACCAGUCCCAAUCCAACCUCACCCUUGAACAGCAACCGCGAUACCAAGGGCUACAACAGUGCUGCGGACCGGACCAUCCUGUCUCGAAAUUGAGUUAUGAUUGUGUGCUUUGGUGCGACCUGCCGCAGGAGAUGGUGGAUAAUCAGACCGAGUUCUUUGAUUGCUUUCGAGGAACUAAGGGAGCGGGCUUUGCGAGCGUGGUUAAUGGGUCGAAUGCGCCUGGGGAUGAGGGGAGUGGCGCGCAGAGGAUACGUGGGAGGACGCCAGGUGUUCUAGGGACUAGUGUACUGGCGUUGAUGGUUGGGUGGUUUUGCUUGGUGGCGUAGUGUAGAAGUAGCGCGCGGGAGGAUGGGAUACGGGAGGGAGGGAGUGUGUGUGGUUAGGGGGUUAUAGGUACCUAGUAGAGAAGUGACUGAAGGUUGUAUGAUGGGAGAGGGUGGUUUGGAUUUCAUUCGCGAUGAUCAGUC
Molecule: messenger RNA, 749 nt
Organism: Hypoxylon trugodes
Lineage: Eukaryota; Fungi; Ascomycota; Sordariomycetes; Xylariales; Hypoxylaceae
Exons: 1
Coding region: 186-608 (140 amino acids)
Source: RefSeq, a predicted model, not a curated record